AUGGCUCUUUCCGAUUCUCACCAGAAACAGCCCGACCGCUCCACGGGCAUCACUCAUCCACCACCUAUCUACCCCUCCUCCCCCACAGUCAUAACAUGGGCCAAGGUCGCUCAACCCGAGAGGGUUUCCUUGGUUCACGCUCAUCGGGUCUCACCCUCCUCGGACCAGCCAGCGACCACUUACUACUCUCGUAUUUGGCGUAUUGGUCGCAGUAAAGGCAGCGUUCUCUUCGAUGUUAGUCCUGUUCCUGGCACCACUGCCGAUGUGGUUGCCACUCUCAUGACCGAAUUCCCUGAUAACUAUGGUAUCCUUAUCCACCGUGAAGGCAAACGGGUCAUCUUCGAAUUCAACCUGAAACAUGACUCGGAACGUCAACGUGUAAUUGAAGAAGGUGUUUCUUUCACCAACGACAUCACUAUCCGCGCCACUCCUGCCUUGGACAAGACCUCGUAG
Molecule: messenger RNA, 453 nt
Organism: Zychaea mexicana
Lineage: Eukaryota; Fungi; Mucoromycota; Mucoromycetes; Mucorales; Lichtheimiaceae
Exons: 1
Coding region: 1-453 (150 amino acids)
Source: RefSeq, a predicted model, not a curated record